Diabrotica virgifera virgifera (western corn rootworm) is the source of this 1050-nucleotide messenger RNA. RefSeq lists its product as uncharacterized. The coding region runs from base 1 to 1050 and encodes 349 amino acids. The transcript is spliced from 4 exons. NCBI's taxonomy places the organism in Eukaryota, Metazoa, Arthropoda, Insecta, Coleoptera, Chrysomelidae. The record is from RefSeq and is a predicted model, not a curated record.
AUGAACCAUAAUUCUCGUGGUAGAAAGAUUCUUGAACUACUGAAAAGUUCUGCGAAUUCUUCUGCUGCAUUUACAGAAUCAAAUAAUACACAAAUCAAUGUUUUAAAUGAAAAGUAUAUUAAUAGAAAUGCCUUGAGUUUUGAUGAUGAAGAUGAGUCUGACAGAGACAAAAGUUAUGAUGAACUACUAAAAAGUUCUGCGACUUCUACUACUUUUAUAGAAGCAAAUAAUACACAAAACAAUGAAGUUUUAAAUGAAGACCAUAUUAGAAUGAUUAGAGAUGCCUUGAGUUUUGACGAAGAAAAUGUGUCUGAUAGAGAUCAAAGUUAUGAUGAACUACUAAAAAGUUCUGCGACUUCUUCUACUGCAUUUACAGAUGAAGAGCAUAUUAUCGAUGCCUUGAGUUUUAAUGAAGAAGAAGAUGAUGGAGACAAAAGUUAUGAACCUGCAACUUCUGCAACAGAUUCCAGUGAUGAUUCACCAUCUUAUAAUGAAGUAAAAAGGAAAGUGAAGUAUAAAUCUAUUUCUAAUCAGAUAGGUAAAAAACGUGUCGUUAAAAAAACAUACAAUACAUACAUUAGCGAUGCCUUGAGUUUUAAUGAAGAAGAAGAUGAUGGAGACAAAAGUGAUGAACCUGCAAUUUCUGCAAUAGAUCCAAGUGAUGAUUCACCAUCAUGUAAUGAAGUAAAAAGGAAAGUGAAGUAUAAAUCUAUUUGUACUCAGAUAGGUAGAAAACGUGUCGUUCAUACCAGUGAAUGGGCAUGUAAUAUUCAGAAACGUAAAUAUUCUGCAGGUGAAGAAUAUGUUAGUAAAAAGGGUAAAGUUGUCCCUGCCAGAAUUAUGAAACCUCCUUGUUCUUGCAGACUAAAAUGUUUUGAAAAAUUAUUACAAAAUAACAGACAGGAGAUCUUUAAUGCAUACUGGAGUCAGGACAAGGGAACUGAUAUAAAACGGCAAUUCAUUUUUUCAUGUUUAGAGAAGCAUAGUACUGUCCGUUCAAGAAAAAGAGAUCCUGCCUCCAACAAGUCAAAAGAAAAUACUCUACAUUAA